This is a messenger RNA of Lepisosteus oculatus (spotted gar), 3208 nucleotides long. Its product is annotated as zinc finger protein 418-like. Gene Ontology annotation, molecular function: RNA polymerase II cis-regulatory region sequence-specific DNA binding; DNA-binding transcription factor activity, RNA polymerase II-specific. The record is from RefSeq and is a predicted model, not a curated record. Gene Ontology annotation, biological process: regulation of transcription by RNA polymerase II. Lineage: Eukaryota; Metazoa; Chordata; Actinopteri; Semionotiformes; Lepisosteidae.
AAACCACAGGCACGACGGGUCAAUGCCAAGCGACAGCUUUUUUUUGGUCCAGUGUUUGUGGAAAAACGGGAAAAGGAUUACACUGAAAGCCCUUUAUUCACGUCCGAAAUGUAUAUUUCUUUCACUUUGUUGCCUUGUUGGUGGCCAAAUUGUUCAUGCAAAUUAUGAGAAAAGGCUCAGAAACGGGGGACGUACACUUUAGUUACAGCAAACAGCGAUGUAGUGGCCAGCCGUCCACGAAUAAAGGAUUACCAAGCCACAAAACACAGACCUUGAACCCUUUCGGACGAACAAAGAAAAGUGGGUAAGGACGAGAGAGACUCGCUGUAGUAUAGCAAUAGGAACAGAACUGAACCGUUCCGCCGUGAGCCACCUGUUAGGACAACCAGUGAACAACAUGCGAAUUAAAGAUGAGGAAUUAGGUUAAACUGCAGAACCCAGUUUCGAAGAACAGCCCGGCCGUCUUUAAAGGGCGACUAUGGAGAAGACGCCAGGUCAGAAGGAUGCGAUUGAAUCAGAAUCUGCCCACUGUUGUGUUGAGGAUCCCCCAGUCGAACGCAAGUCUGGUGAAGACCUUCUGGAGGCAUGUAAAGAGGAGAUUGUGAGCAGCCAGGAGUGCAAUGAAUCAGGGAGCAGUAGUGACACUCGGGUUGCCAAUAUGGUCGACUCUGAAGUCAAAGAUACAGGAAGGUCUCGAUUGUCGCCACCAAUUGGAAAAUGUGAGAGGGACCAGGACCACGUCUCUGGGCUGUCAUGCCCUCACUGCAGAGCCCAUUUUUCCCAAGAGAGGGACCUCGCCAAGCACAUGAAAAAGACCCACCUGGAGGAAAUCGUCAAGAUCCUUAAAACGCGCUCCGUGAACAUCCAGAGCCUCACGGUGCACCGAAGCAUGGGGGGUCCGCUCUCAGCUGCUCAGGUGCUCGAGGGUUCAGGGGAGGGCGGGGACAGGGCUGCACCCGACUCGUGUUGCUUGGACCACUUGAAUGACAACGGUUUCCGCAGAAAUGAGAUCGUACCCCAAAUGCUGGAGCACAAUGACCUAAUGGCGAAAACACAAAGGGCAGACAUGUACAGCUGUAGCACUCGUCAAAAAGUCCAGAACAGGAUGGGAGACAGGGGAGAGGAUGGCAUCCCAGGAGUGGAAAACGGCUACGACUGUGCCUGCUUCCAGGACCAGGAUCCGGAGUUUGCCAGUAGCAGGCAGAACCUCUACGCCUUCGGGCACGGGCACUCGGACUCCUUCCCCCCGCUGGGAUCGCCCCUGCGACACCUCCUCACCCCGUUCCACUGCAGCGAGUGCGGGAAGUUCUUCAAGGGCUCGGGCACCUUGAAGAGGCACCAGCGUAUCCACACGGGGGAGUCUCCCUUCCACUGCGGCCAGUGCGGGAAGAACUUUAAGGACUCGGGCGCCCUGAAACGCCACCAGCGGAUCCACACGGGUGAACUACCGUACCAUUGCACCCAGUGCGAGAAGAAGUUCCGGCAGCUGGGGCACCUGAAGGAGCACCAGCGCAUCCACACGGGCGAGACGCCUUUUCACUGCCCGCAGUGCCGCAAGAGCUUCAGCCAGCUUGGCAACCUGAAGACCCACCAGAGGAUCCACACGGGAGAGACCCCGUACCGCUGCGACGACUGUGGCAAGAGCUUCCGGCAGAUCCGGCAGCUGCGCACGCACCAGCAAAUCCACACGGGCCACACCCCCUUCCGCUGCUCGGAGUGCGGGAAGGCCUUCAAGUGGAUGUGCUCGUUGAAGGAGCAUCGGCGCAUCCACACUGGGGAGUGCCCCUUCGAGUGCCAGGACUGCGGGAAGCGCUUCAAGGGAGCGGGCACCCUCAAGAAGCACCGGCGCAUCCACACGGGAGAGACGCCGUACCACUGCGGGCAGUGCGGCAAGGGCUUCAAGGAGUCGGGAGCCCUGCGGAGGCACCAGCGCAUCCACAGCGGGGAGACCCCUUACCACUGCGGCUUCUGCAGCAAGAAGUUCAGCCGCGUGGACCACCUCAAGGAUCACCAGCGGGUCCACAGCUCGGACAGCUGAGCCCCGUGUUUUCUUGUGCUGGUCAGAGGAGGGACGCAGGCAGGAGGGCUUGAGCAGCUGGCAAGAGCUCGUCGCAGGAAGCUAAUCCAAGGACUUGGCGUGGUGGAAGGGACCACCACCAGGGAAGUAGAUGGCAACAAUAUGAGCAAGUGGAAAUUGGAGUUAGAAAAUGCUCCGGUUGGUAUUUUGGGUUUGUUUUUUGGGGAAUGAGAUGCAUCACCUAAAAAAUAGUGGUGUAGAACUGUACCAUAAGCGAUAGAAUCCCCAUGCAAGACUCAACAAUGCAAAUGGUGAAAUGAUUUUUUUCAAGAGAAGUAGUUACAGCAUUUUAGGGUUGGAAAAUGGACCUGUGUUGAGAGGCAGGAUCUGAGGUUCUGUUGCCAGCCUGAUCAUUUUGUAUUUUUAACAGAUCUGGAUCAUACUGGAAAGUGCAACGGUAAUGUCUCAUGCUCACAUACAGUAUCUUUGCACAUCUAGUUAGAAAAAGGCUGACAUGUAUCAUUGAGUGGUAUCUGUUUAAUAAGGCCAGUCUGAAAACACUCAUGGCUGCUGCACACAUGAUCUGUAUCACGUUGAAAUACAGUAGAUCGCUAGCUGGGGUAGCUUGGUUAGAAGGUCACGAGCCAUGCUGAGAUUCUUGAAACAGGUGGAACUGAAGUCACCAACCUAUCUCCAUUUCAGAAAGGGCUGAGUUCUCUUCAAGACCCGUGAGCUAAACAAUCCUGAGUUUAGCCUCAGUAUCAAAAGAUCAAAAGAUAAAAUCAAAAGAGUAAGAUUUAGGUAGUAAAUGGCAUGGAAUAUCCACCCUCACUCAGAUGUGCUGUCUGAAAUGUAACCAAUCAGACCUCUGCAGAAGAGAAAAACACUCACUGUGGGUGUGUCUGAUAGGGUGUCACUCCUACAGUGGACAUGUCUGAUACAGUGUCACUCUCAAUAUGGGAGUGUCUAACAUACUGUCACUCACACUAUGGGCAUGAGUGAUCCACUGCCAGCCCCACCAAUUUCUGUUCUUCAUGAACAGUCUAAACAAGCAAGCACAUAAACUAAGUCCUUAAUCGGCAGCAGAGAUGUAGAGCUCAGCUGAAGGGAAACCAGGAGAUGCAGUGUUCUUCCGGGUGCAGAGUUGUGAACCAACAAGCCCUGUUUGUACUGAAACAAAAAGUGUGUAUG